Hibiscus syriacus is the source of this 1744-nucleotide messenger RNA. RefSeq names its product allene oxide synthase-like. The record is from RefSeq and is a predicted model, not a curated record. Gene Ontology annotation, biological process: jasmonic acid biosynthetic process; sterol metabolic process. NCBI's taxonomy places the organism in Eukaryota, Viridiplantae, Streptophyta, Magnoliopsida, Malvales, Malvaceae. Gene Ontology annotation, molecular function: heme binding; monooxygenase activity; iron ion binding. Gene Ontology annotation, cellular component: chloroplast thylakoid membrane; chloroplast envelope.
GUCGAGUCUCAGCUUGCAAUCCACCUCACCUCUCCAAAUCAAUUCACUAUUCUUAUUAACUACAAACCCUCCUGAAUCCUAAUGGCUGCCGCUACUUCACCAACGUCGACGAGGUCGUCUACUCAUCCUGCUACCGUUCGGCCGGUCAGCGACUUGCCGUCGGAGAAGACGGGAGAAACCAAGCUUCCUUUGAAGAAAAUUCCAGGUGAUUAUGGUCUUCCUUUUUUUGGUGCAAUCAAGGACAGACUUGAUUAUUUCUACAACCAAGGUCGAGAGGAGUUUUUCAAAUCCAAAAUCCAGAAAUACCACUCAACCGUGGUUCGAACCAACAUGCCACCCGGUCCUUUCAUCUCUUCCAACCCAAAAGUUAUCGCUCUACUCGACGCUAAGAGUUUUCCCGUUCUUUUCGACGUAUCCAAAGUUGAAAAGAAAGACCUUUUCACCGGCACUUACAUGCCUUCAACGAAACUUACCGGCGGGUAUCGGAUCCUCUCCUACCUCGACCCUUCCGAGCCCAAACACGCCAAGAUCAAACAACUUCUCUUUUUUCUCUUGAAAUCCAUCAAAGAUAGAGUGUUUCCCGAGUUUGAAGCUUGUUACACCGAGUUAUUUGCAACAGUGGAGAAAGAAGUCGCUGCAAAAGGCAAAAGCAACUUUUCCACACUUAAUGAACAAGCUGCGUUUAACUUCUUGGGUCGAGCUUACUUUGGUUCAAACCCGCCGGAUACUAAACUCGGAACUGACGGUCCGAGCUCGAUUGCCAAAUGGGUACUCUUUAACCUCGCUCCAGUUCUAUCCCUUGGUCUCCCAAAAUACAUUGAAGAUCUUUUACUCCAUACUUUUCCCCUCCCUGCAUUUCUCGUCAAAAGGGAUUACAAUAAACUCUAUGAUUUCAUCUACCAGUCGUCUGGUUUCGUUCAAGAUGAAGCAGAGAAAUUGGGUCUUUCACGAGAAGAAGCUUGCCAUAAUCUGUUAUUCGCCACGUGCUUUAAUACCUACGGUGGCGUAAAAAUUUUGUUCCCCAGCAUACUUAAAUAUAUUGGCCAAGCUGGUGAGGAGCUGCACACUAAGUUAGCGCUGGAGAUCAGAUCAGCCAUCAAAUCCAACGGCGGGAAACUCAGUAUGGCUGCCUUGGAACAGAUGCCAUUAAAUAAAUCUGUGGUAUACGAAACACUCCGGAUCGACCCUCCGGUUCCGACACAGUACGGAAAAGCAAAGAAAGAUCUUCUGAUUGAGAGUCACGACGCUGUUUUUGAAGUGAAGAAAGGAGAGAUGCUGUUCGGUUUCCAACCAAUUGCUACGAAAGACCGGAAAGUAUUCGAGAGAGCCGAGGAGUUUGUUCCCGAUAGGUUCGUAGGCGCGGAUGGGGAGAAGCUGUUGAAGUACGUGGUUUGGUCGAAUGGACCCGAGACGGAGACACCAUCGGUGGCGAACAAACAAUGUGCGGGCAAAGAGUUCGUGGUGCUGAUAGCUAGGCUCCUUGUGGUGCAACUUUUCAAGCGUUAUGACACGUUUGAAAUCGACGUCGGGACGUCCCCACUGGGGGCUGCCAUCACCAUAAAAUCAUUCAAACGAGCGAGCUCUUAGAGAUGAUAAUAAAUAUGAAUGCUGAUCGUAAAGUUUGGCAAGGGCUUUGUUAAGAUAUUAAUACAGUACUACAUCGCAAUAAGAUGAGUUUGGACCUCAGGUUCAUCUUCAACGUUGUACCUCCUUUAAUGAAAUCCGUUGGGUGUUUUCCUUUUAA